UAACAUUCCCAGAAGCCAAGUCAAUCCGACGUGGAAGCAGUUCUCUCUUUCGGGAGGAAAAGAAAACACAUUUUGAAACAAGUAGUCUGACAGACAUAAACAACAACAAGGAAUGGCCUCUGCUAACACUUCCGGGUCUGAAGAGAACUUUUCAUGUUCCAUCUGUCUAGAUGUGUUCAAUAGUCCAGUUUCUACACCAUGUGGACACAACUUCUGCAGAACCUGUAUUACAAAGUACUGGGACGAACAAGUCAAGUUCAAAUGUCCUCUUUGCAACAUGGCUUUCAACACAAGACCUGAUUUAAGGAUUAAUACCCUCUUAUCAGAGCUGGCCGCUCAGUUUAGAACAUCCAUACGAGUAAAAGAUCAGCUCUGUGUUAAACCCGGAGAAGUUCCCUGUGACGUCUGUACUGGGUCCCAGCUGAAGGCCGUGAAGUCCUGCCUAUUGUGUCUUAUCUCUUACUGCCAAACCCACCUGGAGCCACAUCAGAGAGUCGCAGGCCUGAAGAAACAUCGGCUGGUCGAGCCUAUGGACCGUCUGGAAGACAGGAUGUGUAAGAAACACGACCGACUUCUGGAGCUCUUCUGCCAGACUGAACAGGUGUGUGUGUGUAUGUUGUGCACAGUGACAGACCACAAGUCCCAUCCUGUUGUACCUCUAAAGGAGGAAUAUGAAGUGAAGACGGCCCAGCUGGGGAAGAUAGAGGCGGAAGUCCAGCAGAUGAUCCAGGAGAGACUAAGUAAUGUUCAGGAGAUUGAAGACACAGUAAAGCGCAGCAAAGCAGAUGCAGACAGAGAGAUAGCCCAUGGUGUGCACGUCCUCACUGCUCUGAAGUGCUGCAUUGAAAAGUGCCAGGAUGACAUCAACCGAAUGGUUAAAGAGAAACUGAAAUCCACAGAGAAACAAGCUGAAGACCUCAUCAAAGAGCUGGAGCAGGAAAUAGAAGAUCUGACCAAUAGAAGCUCAGAGGUGAAGCAGCUCUCACACACUGAAGACCACCUCCACUUCCUCCAGACCUUCAGAUCCCUGAAGGAUCCUCCACCCACCAGGGACUGGACCACGGUGGAGGUCCUUCCUCCGUCAUAUGUAGGGACCUUGAGGAGAUCCCUGGAUCAGCUGGAGGAGACACUGAACAUGGAGACGAAGAAGCUGCGUGAUGCUGAACUGAAGAGGGUCCAGCAGUAUGAAGUAGAUGUGACUCUGGAUCCUGAUACAGCACCUGCCCAGCUCAUCCUCUCUGAGGAUGGGAAACAAGUACAUUAUGGAGGUGUAGCGAAGGCCCUCCCAGACAACCCUAAGAGAUUUACAGAUGUUCCAUGUGUUCUAACGAGGCAGAGCUUCUCCUCAGGUAGAUUUUACUUUGAGGUCCAGGUUAAAGACAAGACUGCGUGGUCUGUAGGGGUGGCCAGAGAGUCCAUCGACAGAAAAGAUCUGAUCACAGCGACCCCUGAGACGGGUUACUGGACUCUCUCCUCCUACGAGGAUGGGUUGGUAUUUAAUGAUAAACCUAAUGUCCGUCUCCCUCUGAGAGCUGAGCUCCAGAAGGUGGGGGUGUUUGUUGAUUAUGAUGAGGGUCUGGUCUCCUUCUACGAUGUGGAAGCCAGGGUUCAUAUCUACUCUGCUACUGGCUGCAGCUUCACUGAGCCUCUCUAUCCAUUCCUCUGUCCAUGGCCCAUUGAUAAUGAAGGCUUAAACUCUGCCCCCCUGAUCAUCUUACCUGUCAAUCAAACAGACUAG
Messenger RNA from Gadus chalcogrammus (walleye pollock), 1738 nucleotides. Its product is annotated as E3 ubiquitin-protein ligase TRIM39-like. Lineage: Eukaryota; Metazoa; Chordata; Actinopteri; Gadiformes; Gadidae. Gene Ontology annotation, molecular function: protein binding; zinc ion binding. The transcript has 2 exons. Bases 113 to 1738 code for a protein of 541 amino acids. The record is from RefSeq and is a predicted model, not a curated record.